This is a messenger RNA of Spea bombifrons (plains spadefoot toad), 1173 nucleotides long. RefSeq names its product DEP domain-containing mTOR-interacting protein-like. Bases 1 to 1173 code for a protein of 390 amino acids. Gene Ontology annotation, molecular function: protein binding. Gene Ontology annotation, biological process: intracellular signal transduction. The record is from RefSeq and is a predicted model, not a curated record. NCBI's taxonomy places the organism in Eukaryota, Metazoa, Chordata, Amphibia, Anura, Pelobatidae. The transcript is spliced from 9 exons.
AUGGAACUCCUGAGUACCAGUUUAAAGAAGAAGGCUGAGGAGCACCAGCUUUGGGUGGAGGUCUGUGUAACUGGAGAGCAGCUCAGGCAGCGUUUGCACAACGCCAAACUGAUCAAAGACCGCUGUAAUCACAUGCGCACCUACCCCAACUGCUUCGUGGCCAGCGAGCUCGUCGAUUGGCUGCUGGAAUGCAAGGAGGCGCCGGAUAGAGAGACCGCCGUCACCAUCAUGCAGAAAUUUGUGGAUCAUAAUGUUAUCCAUCAUGUUUGUGACGAGUACUUGGUGUUUAAAGACGCCAGGCUGCUCUACCGCUUUCGGGAUGAUGACGGCACUCUGGCCCCCGACCGCCAAACCAAAGUGUUCAGGAGAGCCCAGCGCCUGUAUGAAACGAUGAUGAACCAGGAAGACUCCAUCCUGCAGAUCCGAGAACACGGCGCUGAGCGGUACCGACGGGCAUUCCUGGGCAGCCAGAUGUUGGAUUGGUUGGUCAAGAAUCGGGAGGUGGCUUCCAGGGUAGACGGGGAGGAAUUUUGCCGUGCGAUGCUGGAAUAUGGAAUCAUACAACAUGUGGCCGGUCGCCAUCACUUCUCCGACUCUGACCUGCUCUACCAGUUCAUCAUCAACUUUCGCCGUAAGAGGAGGCUGAUGGAGGUCCUGGAGGUCCAGUCCAUCGGACCCAAGAAAGACUCCCCCGACAGCCCUUUCUGCCUCCGAAAACUCAACGCUGAGCUCCCGCCGGGCAGCUUUGUGUGCGCUCCUGUGACUGACCCAAGGCCCCCAACUCUGAUCCGGAGAAGCGGCAGUACCGGAGGGUCUGCUGCCAGCUACAAUUACUAUUCGCCCAACAAACCACUGCUGGGACCCCCUUCGGUUCUUAAGAGGCCGGUGUCUGUGGAGGAGCUGCUGGCGCCAGGAGCCCCCUAUAUUUCAAAGGUCCUAAACAUUCUAGGAGAUGAUGUGGGUUGGGGGUUCGUGAUCCGUGGAAGUGGUCCGUGUUAUGUUCAGGCUGUGGACCCUGGUGGUCCAGCGGCGGCGGCUGGCAUGAAGACCCGCCAGUUUCUGCGAACGGUGAAUGGACUCUGCUGCCUGCGAAUCGAUUAUCAGACAAUCAACAAACUCAUCGUGGCCGGUCCUCGAAGACUCAUCCUUGAGGUUCUGGAGCCUUUCGAGUGA